AUGAAAUCCCUUCCCAGUCUCUUGCUGGCUGGAGUGGCCUCCGCUGCUAUCGCUCCUCAGCAGCAGCCACUCCAGUUUCCCAAAUCCUUCCCGACCGAAGCCAAAAACGUCCUUGGUAACGAACUCAACCAUCUCAGGGAUGCCCUUCGAGGUCUUACCGAGGAAGCCGCAGAUAUCUGGGACGAGGUCGCUGCCCUCUACCCUGAGGAUAUGAGCCGCGCUAGCUUCUUCUCCAUGCCUAAGAAGCACACCCGCCGACCGGAUCAUGAGUGGGACCACAUAGUUCGUGGAGCUGAUGUCCAAAGUGUUUGGGUCGAAAAUGCCGAUGGCGAGCAAGAGCGUCAUCUCGAUGGCAAGCUUGAUACGUACGACCUACGAGUCAAGAAGGUCGACCCCAGUGCAUUGGGCGUCGAUCCCAACGUCAAACAGUAUUCGGGAUAUUUGGAUGACAAUGAAAACGACAAGCACCUGUUUUACUGGUUCUUCGAGUCAAGAAAUGACCCGGAGAAUGACCCUGUCGUCUUGUGGCUCAACGGCGGCCCGGGCUGCUCUUCCUUGACCGGUCUCUUCCUCGAACUUGGACCCUCGCGCAUCAACGAGAAACUUCAAUUGGUUCCGAACCCGUACUCCUGGAAUGACAACGCCAGCGUCAUCUUCUUGGACCAGCCUGUCAAUGUUGGCUAUUCCUACUCCAGCUCCUCUGUCUCAAACACCGUGGCUGCUGGUAAGGAUGUGUAUGCGCUGCUGACUCUCUUCUUCGAGCAAUUCCCCGAGUAUGCUAAGCAGGAAUUCCACAUUGCUGGGGAAUCGUAUGCCGGACACUACAUUCCUGUCUUCGCAUCAGAAAUCCUGUCACACAAGAAAACCAAUAUCAAGCUAACCUCGGUCCUGAUCGGCAACGGUCUGACAGAUGGAUACACCCAGUACGAAUACUAUCGACCAAUGGCCUGCGGUGACGGCGGGUGGCCCGCUGUGCUUGACCCCCAGUCCUGCCAGGCGAUGGACAAUGCCCUUCCUCGCUGCCAAUCGCUAAUCCAGAACUGCUAUGACAGCGAGAGUGUGUGGUCAUGUGUCCCGGCUAGCAUCUACUGCAACAACGCAUUGCUUGCACCAUAUCAACGAACGGGGCAAAAUGUUUACGAUGUGCGCGGCAAGUGCAAGGAUAGCAGCAACCUAUGCUACCCCGAACUCGGCUGGAUUAGUAAAUGGCUCAAUGACAAGUCGGUGAUGAAGGCUCUUGGUGUGGAGGUUGAUGGCUACGAUUCCUGCAACUUCGACAUCAACCGCAACUUCUUGUUUCAGGGCGACUGGAUGCAACCUUUCCACCGACUGGUGCCAGGCAUCAUUGAGAAAAUGCCAGUGCUGAUCUAUGCGGGGGAUGCCGACUUCAUUUGCAACUGGCUCGGUAACAAAGCCUGGGCUGAGGCGCUUGAGUAUGCCGACCACGAGAAGUUUGCUGCGGCCGACAUGAAGGAUCUCCGCUUGGAUGCAAGCAAGGACGGCCGCAAGAUUGGAGAAGUCAAGUCGCAUGGCAACUUUACCUUUAUGAGAAUUCAUGCGGGUGGUCAUAUGGUUCCUCUGGAUCAGCCAGAAGCCAGCCUGGAGUUUUUCAAUCGAUGGCUGGCGAAGGAAUGGUUCUAG
Molecule: messenger RNA, 1641 nt
Organism: Cladophialophora bantiana CBS 173.52
Lineage: Eukaryota; Fungi; Ascomycota; Eurotiomycetes; Chaetothyriales; Herpotrichiellaceae
Exons: 1
Coding region: 1-1641 (546 amino acids)
Biological process (GO): proteolysis
Cellular component (GO): fungal-type vacuole
Molecular function (GO): serine-type carboxypeptidase activity
Source: RefSeq, a predicted model, not a curated record